AUGCCAAGCUUGACGGCAGAGGACAACGUGCAGCAGGCCAUGCUGCAGUACCACCAGAAGAGCAUCCUUCCUUCCCUGGACCAGUUGCAGAUGCGCUGCGAUCAAUUUUACAAGAUGGCACAACAUGAGUUUGCGAUGACACAGUACACCCUGGACAGACAUUCCAGCCAACUGCAGGUGCUGGAGCGUUCCAAAGCCAACAAAACCAUACUUUUGCUGGAUUUACCGCCAAUUUUCAACAAGAAGACUCUGGACGCAAAUGUUGGGUAUUAUCUGCAAGCCGCUGGCCUCCAAUGGGACCAGGUGGCGGCAAUGCACAAUCACAUGGUUUCCUCCGCCUCUUCACUUGUUCGCCUGGAAUUUCUCACUGAACAGCAAGCUGCCCAGUUUAGGGACCAGAUGAGACAAGGUCGCCGUUACUGGCGCGACCCCCAGCAGCAAGACCACAAGAUCAGGAUUGAGCAGGAUCAGCCAUUGGAAGACAGAUUGGCUAUGCAACCGUAUUAUGCUUUACUUGACGUCCUCGCCGAGCUCUAUGUGGAAGAAACUGGAGAAGACACCCAUGCCUCCCUACAGACCUGGAGGCAGACGCUGCAGAUCUGGACCCCUAAGGGGGUGGAGCCCAAGCAACUUAUUGGGCAGGUGAGCUACGUGCUUGAUCCGCGCUUUGCGCGCCGCUACUCAUGCUUGCUUUUGGUACAUGACAGAUUUUACGACGCGGCCCUGACAAGAUGGCAUGCAAAAUUUUCGCGGAGACUUCGGGAUACCUUGUUUCUGGCACAGGCGCUCAAGCGCGCCACUUCUGACCGCACGACUGUGCAACGCGCUUCCUACGACAAGGCCUUCGACCUCACUACUGCCUCCCACGCGCAGGCUUUUCCUUACACGGUGAUGCCGGUACGCAUUUCGGAUGAUCUGGCUUCUAUGCUUGAGUCUCACCCCAUGUUGCCUUUUCAAGGCGCUGGCGGCAUGACCGCCUUGACGGCCCAGGCUUUCUUAGACCAAUGGACUCCCCAGAUGGGCAAAGGCAGCAGUGACCGAUCUUCUUACCAAGGAUGGUCCCAGAAAUCCGGAUGGUCUGACUACAACACAUACCAGAAGCCCAAAGAUAAAGGCCAGGCCAAGGGCCAAUGGUUGAAUGUUUUCAAGAAUGCUCUCGGGGUGCUGGCGGUGAUGGUGUUCGGCAAGGACGCAACCGGGGGCGGGCCGGUGGGCGGGCCGGUCAUGCACGUCGUGGCUGCCAACUCUUCUGGCCGCAAUCGCACCAGGGAUCACUUGUUUCCCAUGCAUUCAGCAGACAAACGUGCAAAAGUUUCUGGUCGUGCGGGUUGGAAGGUUUGGACGCCAGAGGCGCUGUUGAGGGCUGCUUUUGCAAGUCCGUCUGCGGCGUUACGCCAGGUUGCACAGGAGAUUGACGGUGCGAGUGGCAGCCACGUGCUGAAUGCACGGAUGUUGGUUGCCGACAUCAUCUUGCAAAAGCAAGCCGAAGGUUUGCAAUACCAGAAAACAGCAGCAGUGCGUUCGGCCCUUCUCGCAUCAGCCCCCAAGUUCUGGAUAAUGAACCUUAUGUUUGACGAAACAGAGUUAGAGUUGACGCUGGAUGGCGAAGGGCCUGGGGCCUGGUCAAUUCUAGCAUCGCACUCGCAGCUGAGCAUUGGCAAUGGUGAUUCUGAUUCUGUUCAGGAGUUCGAUUUUGUGCGACUCCCACAAGCCUUGCCCAGGAAGACGGCGUCUUGCAUGUACGAGGCUCUUUGCCAGGGUGAGGGCAGUCUCGCAGCAAACAGCAUGUCAUUGCAGGCUGAUUAUUGCUGUAUCAUCAUCACUUGUGAUCAAGCAUCUGCCAACAUCAGGCUUUUAAAGCACGUGCAUGCCGUGCUGCCUGAAAAAGUGUAUUUGCUGCCAAUGCUGUGUGCACAACACCGAAAUGGAAAUGUGAUAGAACGUUUGACAAAAUUACUCGGCAUUUUGCCAGGUUGCUAUUGCUUGUCCAAGUGCAGCCAGAAAGGCAAACUCUUCAAGGAUUGGAAGCAGGCAAUCAGAACCCAGUUGCAGGAUGAUUUGAAAAUCCUGCCCGCAGAGCCCCCAGGCGUGCAGGCAGAGUGGGCAGCAGCAAGAAAACAAGCCCAAUUGUUCUUGGAACUGGUGCUGGAAGGUCUUGCCGACAACAUUGACGACAGUUCUGGUCUUCGUCCGGGUACUUCGGCCGACAUCAAGAAGUUCACAGACUUCUUCCGAGGCCCUUGGACAGGCCUUUCAGCUUGUUUCGAGCCAGCAGAUGCUCGGAGACAGGCAUUGUCAGGCCUUUGGACAGGUAAAGACAUGAAGCCUCAGGAUGUGUAUGGAGCUGUGGAGAAGCUGCAAUCAGUGCUGUGCUGCGACACCUAUGGUGGGGUUGACGCUGUCCGGUAUGCCCGGGAUGCGUACAACAAGCGGCAUCCGAUGCACCUCAUCCUCGACCUCCAGAACGGCAAAGGCGGGAAGUUGUGGCUUGGAGGCCACUUCGCGGUUAUUGACCGCCUUCACUCAGUGAUCGAGCUGCUUUUGAAGGGCUUCUCCGUGGUGAUUUUAUGUCACAACGGAGCGCACAGGACCGUGUUGCUCUUGAUGAUCAUCUGUGGCAUUCCCUUCGAUACGGCCAGUCACCAUGUGACACAGCUUCGGAACAUCGUGGACCUUCAAAGCCGAGCACCGUGCAGAGGCGGACGUAUCAACACAAUACGCCCGAUGGACUUUCUGGCGGAGGUCUCUGACCAGGUUGCUGUCACGGGCGCCAUGGUCGGCAACGGCAGAGGCGUGGCAUCAAGCAACAUGCUGAACGAUCUCAUGACACCUUUGACGUUGAGGAAAAUGGCUUUGGAGCUGGGUUUCGAGACUCGCAACCACAUCCGGCCGAGCCUCCCGUCUCUGCCAGUUUCGAUGGUCAGGGCCAAAGGCCAGGUUAAAGAAGUCCGAGAUCUGUUGGAAGCCCGCUCACAGCAGAUUGAGGCCACCAGGCCAAAAGCCAGAGCUCCCGCCGCCAUCAAAACGAAGGCCAUGCCGGCAGGUGGGCGGGUUAAGGCAUGGAGGUUCAGCGAUUCGGGUGAGACGGGGACGGAAUUUGGCUUCACCACUGACGACUCCUACGAUAUUGUGAGCAUGGUUGGCGGCAAAGGCCUCACAGACUUUGAGUCCGAUGCUCCCAAGCGUGCAACACUCCCAGGAGCUGCUUCGGCCAGUGGCGUUGCGCCAGGUUCCCGACCCCAGUCUUCGGCAUCUGAUGGCACUGAAGAUCCGGACGCCGGUGCUCUGCCAGCCUCUUUGCCAGUGUCGUCCGAGGCAGAGGACGACGCGUAUUACAUGGUGGACAAAAGCCAACAGUCUGCGAGUACGAAGAUGUGGCAGGAUCGCAACCCGGAAAGCCCAGUUGCCUCGCCAAGGUGGACCUCCGAAGACUUCGUUCGGCUGCAAGGGGUAGUGAAAGACCUUGGAGACUUGAAUCGUCAGCUCAUGGCUUUCACCGCCAGCCCGGACGAGCUUGACGAGGAAGUCGAAGUUGAGGUCGAGGUUGAGGACGAGCCGGUGGAGGAGCAGAAUGUGAAGAUCGAGGAGGAGGCGGCUGACUAUGGUGGCGAUACGGAUAUGGAGCAGCAAGAGUCAGACCAAGCCGGCAAAGGAGAAGCUGAGGCUAUGGAGGAAGAGGAAGAGCACCCACCUACAAGCCCGGUGCCUUCUGAAGGCGAGGAAGAGACCAAGCCCGAGCCAGCUGCGGAUGAUAAGUCCAUGGCAGCGGCCUCUGGCCAGGUGUUCGUCGACCCCAACAUGACAGCCGCCGCUGCCAUCGAAAAUCUGGUUCAGGCUGUCAACCGACUACAGAAGGCUGGCGAGAAGGACGAGGGCCAGGAUCCGGAGUCAGCUGAGACGUUAGCCAGGCUGUUUGAGUUGUUGGAGACACAAAAGGUCCAGCAACAGACGCUACUGACGCGACUCACAAAGGUCACGAACCAGGCUGAGGCAGACCAGCGCAAGAAGGAAGUUUUCGAGGUCAUGUACAACCGUGACUUUUCGAGGCUGAGGCACCUCCUGUGCAACGAGCUGCCGGUCUCAGAGCUGGCUACCCUGCGCGAUCACCAAGGCAUGAGCCUUGCUCAUCAUUUGGUCGAAAGCCCCUUCAUUGGCGGAUGUGGCAACACUUCCAUCCGGUAUGCCGCCCAAUUGGCUCAAGGUGCCUACGCUGUUAUGGUGACCACUGUGCUGUGCUGCAAUGCUCCUGGCAAUGGCGUGGCUGAGAAGUGGCUUGGUUGGGCCUUGGGUUGGGCAAGCACCGGCAGCUAUGCCAACAUGGCCUUUGGCCCCGUUGCCCACGUCGUCUGCAGAGCCAUGACGGUUGACCCUAUUCUAAGCCAUGCUGGAUUGCCUCUCCAGCAUGGCCUGCCUGGCUUGCUACAGGCUGACUCUGAUGUGAUGUGUUUCUAUGACAUGGCCGGCCGCACAGAUGGAGAAGAGGACCCGUGCCGCAAGUGGCAGUACCGCGCUGCACAUAGCGGCGUCAAGGGGGCAGCUCAGCUUUAUCAAGAAGAUUUGCUGGUGGAAAAAAAAGGACAAGGAGUCGUGGACAUGGCUCUUGGCAACAACAUCGAAUGCGCAAACUACCUCAAAACAACAUGGGGUGGACGCGAACUUUUGGAAAACCCGCGCAAGCGGGGACAGGGCUAUGUCUGA
Molecule: messenger RNA, 4698 nt
Organism: Symbiodinium sp. CCMP2592
Lineage: Eukaryota; Dinophyceae; Suessiales; Symbiodiniaceae
Source: the annotation of a GenBank genome assembly